This is a messenger RNA of Sphaeramia orbicularis (orbiculate cardinalfish), 2586 nucleotides long. RefSeq names its product selenophosphate synthetase 1 (gene sephs1). Bases 78 to 1256 code for a protein of 392 amino acids. The transcript has 10 exons. Gene Ontology annotation, cellular component: cytoplasm. The record is from RefSeq and is a predicted model, not a curated record. Gene Ontology annotation, biological process: L-selenocysteine biosynthetic process. NCBI's taxonomy places the organism in Eukaryota, Metazoa, Chordata, Actinopteri, Kurtiformes, Apogonidae. Gene Ontology annotation, molecular function: ATP binding; selenide, water dikinase activity.
CUGGUGCAGUCCCCGCUCUUCUGUCGGGAUCCACCGCUAACGUGAAGCUGUGGUGAGGACCCAGAGUUUCUCCAGACAUGUCUGUGAGGGAGUCCUUCAACCCCGAAAGCUAUGAGCUGGAUAAGAACUUCAGGCUCACACGCUUUGCUGAGCUCAAGGGGACAGGCUGCAAGGUGCCCCAAGAUGUUUUACAGAAGUUGCUAGAAACCCUGCAGGAAAACCACUAUCAAGAGGAUGAACAGUUCCUGGGGGCAGUUAUGCCCCGAUUAGGUAUAGGCAUGGAUACCUGUGUAAUCCCUCUCAGACAUGGAGGCCUUUCACUUGUCCAGACAACAGAUUACAUCUACCCCAUCGUGGAUGAUCCCUACAUGAUGGGAAGAAUCGCUUGUGCCAAUGUUCUAAGUGACCUGUAUGCCAUGGGAGUAACAGAAUGCGACAACAUGUUGAUGCUCCUGGGUGUCAGCAACAAAAUGUCAGAGAAGGAGCGAGACAAAGUUAUGCCACUCAUCAUCCAGGGAUUCAAGGAUGCUUCAGAGGAGGCAGGUACCUCUGUAACAGGAGGACAGACGGUGCUCAACCCAUGGGUGGUGAUGGGGGGAGUUGCCACAACAGUUUGCCAACCCAAUGAAUUCAUCAUGCCAGACAAUGCAGUGCCAGGAGACGUGCUGGUGUUGACUAAACCACUGGGAACACAAGUGGCUGUUGCAGUGCACCAGUGGUUAGAUAUUCCUGAGAAAUGGAACAAGAUCAAGUUAGUGGUAACGCAGGAAGAUGUGGAAUUGGCCUACCAUGAAGCUAUGAUGAACAUGGCUCGGCUCAACAGGACAGCGGCUGGCCUCAUGCACACCUUCAACGCCCACGCAGCAACUGACAUCACAGGAUUCGGCAUUCUAGGUCACGCUCAAACAUUGGCACGACAACAGCGAAGUGAGGUCUCAUUUGUCAUCCACAAUCUCCCAGUGCUCGCUAAGAUGGCCGCAGUGUCCAAAGCCUGUGGGAACAUGUUUGGACUAAUGCACGGCACCUGCCCUGAAACAUCAGGAGGUCUGCUCAUCUGCCUGCCCCGGGAACAGGCAGCACGCUUCUGUGCCGAAAUCAAGUCCCCAAAAUACGGAGAGGGCCACCAGGCAUGGAUCAUCGGGAUUGUAGAGAAAGGAAACCGCACCGCUCGCAUCAUUGACAAACCCCGGAUCAUAGAGGUCGCACCACAAGCCGCCACCCAGAAUGUCAACCCCACUCCUGGUGCAACUUCUUAAUCCCCCUUGUUGCUGCAUCAUAGACCGGAACCUGAAAAGCUCUGCUGAGUGAUUUUAGACACAUAAACUACAAAACCAUCCUAGAGUGAUUAAAUAUAUACACAUAAUAGUAUGUACACAGAAAAGACUGGGUUGGCGGUUAUCUACAUGAAAAACAGCCCCACACAGUGGCCGAGGGGUUACGUUACCACCCAGUGGACUCAACCUACACUAUCCUCAUGAUAAAACAUUGGUAAGAGCUAGACCAUAAUUAAAAUCCAUUUGCCUUUUGUGUCUGAUGUAUUCUGUUAUGUUAAAUACGCUUGAAUGGCAGGCAAGAGAGUGACGAAGACUAAUCUGAUACUGUUGAUUCAUUUUGAAUCUUUGGAAAUGUGGUGUCUGUUGCCUUUUGGCUCUUUUAAAAUUGCUCUCAUCAAGCAAGCAGACUAUAUGACGGUGUUUCUGUUUGUCCAUUCACUUUGUACAGUUAUAAAGCCUAGAUUUAGUUCAUUGAUGUAACUGAUGCCUUGAAAGAAACCAUAUGACCAGAAUGGGUUUUUUUUAUUACUUUGAAUUUUUGUAUUGUUCCCACCUAAACUAAUAAAUAUUCAAAGAGAAGAUGGCUUGUUCAUGCCCGCUAUUUGGGAACAGCUUUCAUCUGAACGAAUAAAAUCACUAAUCGGUUAAAGCUACGUACUGGUUUUCACACAAUCAAUGCUGCUCCACUGUUUGUGGUUUUAAGAUGGAGAGAGAAAAAAACUACCUAGAAGGAUGUUUGUCAUUUUUUAAGCAAUAUGGUAAAUGUGGCAGUAUAGGAUGUCCAAAAUUUUCAGCAGUAAAUUAUGACUUGGAAGCAUUCUGCUGCCUUUAAGAAGCACUAUUGAAAUGUACUGGGAGGAAUCUAACUUGAUAUGAUGACGAUCUCAGUUGAUUUAAGGACCGCUGUGUAGGAUUUAGUGGUAUCUAGAGGUAAGAUUGUAGAUUGUGACUGUUACUGAGCUCCGUUUUCCAAGUGUGUAAGUAUAAGGGAGCCAAAAUGCCCACUUUACUGCCAGUGUUUGGUUUAUUUGUUCUGGGCAACUGCAGGAAGAGGACCCCCAUCCUAUGUAGAUAUGAAAAACAAAACUUAAAUCUAAAACUGAUUUUUAAGUGUACAGGUCACUAAUGAAAACAUACAUCUGGUUACUAUAUUCCAUGUCUGCCUAUAGAGCCCCUAAAUUUUACACACUGGUCCUUCAGAGUUUGUGUUUAUGGAUAGGAUUCACUGAAACCCACUGUAAAUGUUCAUACUGAUAUCAGGAGCAAAUUAUCACCCUCAUCCAUCUUGACAAUAAAUUUCUCUUACAGUAGA